This is a messenger RNA of Esox lucius (northern pike), 3415 nucleotides long. It is a transcript of the gene klhl35, whose product is annotated as kelch-like family member 35. Lineage: Eukaryota; Metazoa; Chordata; Actinopteri; Esociformes; Esocidae. Gene Ontology annotation, molecular function: protein binding. The coding region runs from base 215 to 1975 and encodes 586 amino acids. The record is from RefSeq and is a predicted model, not a curated record. The transcript is spliced from 7 exons.
CUCACUGCUGACGAAUUUCCAGGUAAUUGGUGGGGCAGUUAGAUCCCGGUUGUUGCCUUAUAGAAACGAGUAGGUUCGUUUGCUGGAUACAUUUAAGAUUGAUCUUGCUGGUGAAUUGUCCGCCGUUAUUGUUGUAGUCAACAGAGACACAAUUUCCAUCCAAGCCAGGACAAAUUGAAGGUCCCUACGAGGUUGUCCUUGUCCAUUCUUCAGAAUGGGUUUUGGCAGCUCGAGCUCUGGUGAGCCUAAACCUCUGUCUCAGAGCGACCACCAACUCCAGCAGAAGGAAAUAAGCUUUUGUGAAGGUCCAUGCCACGCAGAGCAGAUCCUCCAAGUUCUCAACGCCUACCGUCAAAGUGGCACCUUCACUGAUGUUGUCCUGCAGGUGGAUGGUAGCAAGUUCCCAUGCCACCGUGUCGCUCUCAGUGCCAGCAGCAUGUAUUUCUGCAGUAUGUUCAAUGGAAAACUUCGUGAGAGCCCCCAGCAGCUUGUACCCAUUAAUGGAAUCUGUGCCUCGGCUAUGGAAACAGUGUUAAACUUCAUAUACGAGGGCAAGGCAACGCUAGACAAGGCCAAUGUGAGGAGUGUGUUUAGUGCCUGUGACCUGCUGGGCAUCAGUGUGCUCCGCAAGGAAUGUGUGAGUUUCCUGGAGGAACGUGUAGACCACUCCAACUGCCUGGGCAUCAUGGAUUUUGCAAGCUUGUACUUAAUAACACCUCUGGUAGAUAAGUGCCAGACAAUGUUGUACAGGGACUUUGUGAAGGUCUACAAGCACAAGGAGUUCCUAAGCCUACCAAAAGAGCGUGUGGUAAAGCUUCUGACCAGUGAUCAGCUCCAGGUGGACAAGGAGGAAGUGUUGGUGGAUGCAAUGCUGAAGUGGGUGCAUCAUGAGCCUGGAGAGAGAAAAGGGGCUCUCCGGGAGCUGUUGGAACUGGUGUGUUUACCUUUGGUGGACCCUGUUUUCUUUGUCAAUUUGGUGGAGUCGGAUGACCUCAUCCAGGACUGCAGGGAGUGCCGCCCAGUACUACAAGAAGCCAGGAUGUACCAUAUUCUGGGAAGGGAGGUGGAGUCUCCAAAGACCAGACCAAGAAGGUCCAUGGGAAGAGCGGAGAUGGUUGUUGUGAUUGGAGGCUGUGACCGAAAUGGCUUCUCCAGACUGUCCUUUACAGAGAAACUCAACCCUUACACUAAAGAGUGGGUCCCCGGGGCCAACAUCCCAGGAUACCCCAAGUCCGAUUUUGCCAGCUGUGAGCUGCAGAAUGAUGUAUACAUAUCAGGAGGCCAGUUGAACAGCUCCGACGUGUGGCGAUACCUGCCACAGGUGGAAUAUUGGGUCCGCGUUGAAUCUUUGUCGAAGCCUAGGUGGUCGCACAAGAUGGCAGCUCUGCUUGGAAAACUUUAUGCAGUGGGAGGCUUCAAUGGGAUGGAGCGCUUGUCCAGUGUGGAAUGCUACAGCAUCUAUGACAACCAAUGGCAGACUGUAGCCCCUCUACUGCUGGCUGUGAGCUCAGCAGCUCUGGCAGGCUGCUCUGGCAAGCUCUAUGUCAUUGGAGGAGCUGUAAGCAACGACUGCAAUACCAACAAGGUUCAGUGCUAUGACCCAGAAGAGGAUCAAUGGAGUUUUGUCGCAUCGUGUCCCUUCUCUCAGAGAUGCAUCAACGCCACCACGCUCAAUAACACCAUCUAUGUGGUGGGAGGACUCCUGGAUAAGAUUUAUAGCUACACUCCAAAGACCGACACCUGGAGCAAAGUGGUGGAUAUGCCAAUGAAACUGGAGAGCAGUGGCCUGACUGUGUGUGAGGGUAAGGUCUUUAUCGUCGGGGGAAGAGAUGAGCAUGCCGCUGCCACUGACCAUGUGUGGACCUACUGUCCCGAGUCUGGUAAGGUGACAGACGAGAUACCCAUGUCACGCAGUGUCAGCUACCAUGGUUGUGUAACUGUCACCCAGAGGCCACCACAGAAGAAUUUCCGCUGAAGAAUAAGAUGUUGCGUAUUGGGGAGGAGAAACUGAUCCUAGACCUAGGAUAACAUUUUAGUGUUUGCCUAUUUAUCCUGCAUUUACUUACUGUCCUGCCUUUUUUCUUAAUCUUCCAUUUGGUGUAGAUCCUGACAAUGAAAUCAGCUAGACUGUCAGAUGAAUUGCCUUUCCAUCAAUACUGUGGUUUCAUCCCAAACUGCACCCUGAUCUCUAUAUACUGUACUGUACUAAGGCAUUGGACACAAGUAAUGAACUAUUUGCAGUAUAGGGUGCCAUUUGGAAUGAAACAAGAGUAACCUGCCUCUGUGGUUUUUGUAUGUCAUAGACAAAAAGAUAAGAGAUAAGUGCGAAGGAGUGCCAUGAUGGACAAUGGUCAGUUGAUUGGGUCCUCAAGAAAUGCUCACAUUCCUCAGUGGAUGGUCUGUAACAACUGGUUAGAAGUUAUAAAACAAACUUCACAUGAACUAUAGAUAUUUUUUCUGAUUAAUUAUCACUACCUCUAGAUUAUUAUUUGAAGCAAGCGAUAAGUAGACCUUUUGGAAACCGCAGUAGCUAUUUGAUUUACACUCUUAAAACACGUCUGUCUAAGUCUCUGUUUUUGUGUGCACAUAUUUUUGUUUAAAUCAUUAUGUAUUAAUUCAAAUGGAAUAACAUUUUAAGUCAAGAGAAGACCCUCUUUCUGCAUUUUAUUUAAUUCUUGGCCAGAAACUGACAACUCAUGAACUGACUUUAAAUAGGAAUCACUUAACUCAGUUUUGAAUUGUAACUUUAGAUUCACAUGCAUUGCUCUGAUGAAUCUGUGAAAGCACAUUGUGACAACUGCUGAUGUAAAAAGAGCUUUAUAAAAUAAAUGUUGUGUAACAAUUUAUUUUAGAGACUGACAUUCAUGAAAUUGUUUAAUAACACACCGAUGACUAGCAAGUUUUUGCAAAGUGAAAUGAGAACAGCACUGACUACAUUGAACAUUGUAUUUUUUUCUUACCAGAAACAUAUUAUUAUUUUGUUGAUAAAACUCAAGUUAGUCACUCUAAAUGGCCAGUAAUGUGUGUGUUUAUAGUGUGUAUUUAUAUUGUAAUGAAGAAACUAGAUCAUAACAUACUGAAUUUUAAUGCACAUUGAGAAAAUCCCAUACCAUAAUAUGAACCGAUGCAGGUAUAUACUGUAUUGUAUCACACUUACAGACAUUAAAAAAUGUCAUUCUUCAAUAUGAAACAUGUAUACUGAAUAUAUUUUACAUUUCUUAUUGUCAACUGUGAAAUGUGAUAGUGUUUCUUAAUGUUUUAUUUCCAUUUUGUAUGUGUUUAUUGUUGUAAUACAGGGCUCAGCUGUAAAAGACGAUAGUCUGAGUUGAUUUCUUUGUAUAAAUAAGGUAAAUAAAUAUACAAAUUGUGCUUUGCUAAAAUAUGCAGAACCCUGACAAAGUUUCUAAUUACUGAA